Molecule: messenger RNA, 4467 nt
Organism: Octopus bimaculoides (California two-spot octopus)
Lineage: Eukaryota; Metazoa; Mollusca; Cephalopoda; Octopoda; Octopodidae
Biological process (GO): regulation of transcription by RNA polymerase II
Cellular component (GO): nucleus
Molecular function (GO): RNA polymerase II transcription regulatory region sequence-specific DNA binding; DNA-binding transcription factor activity, RNA polymerase II-specific
Source: RefSeq, a predicted model, not a curated record
CCUUAAUUGGAAAUUUUCAAUAGAAUCUUGUAUGAGAGAAAAAAAGAAUUUGGUGUUGAAAACCUCAAGUGAACUUGACAUCGGUUCUUUAUUUUGUUUAGCACCGCUUCCCGUGUCUUUAUAUGUUUGGAACAAAUUUUAAAUCUCAUAUUAACGAAUGUUGACGAAUGCAAAGAAAAAAAAAAUGAAUUCUUCUCUACAUAUGUGGGUAUUUGAGACAACAAUUUGUCACUCAAGAUUUAUCAACAAGAAGUUAAUGAAGAAUAUUACAGACUGGAAAAUAACAUCAAGAAAAAUGUGACACAUUAAAAGAAAGUUAGUGUAUGUAGUUCAGUGUAUAGCUUAAUGUCUUUGUGAAAUGGUUAUUUUUGAAAAAUUUAAAAGAUGUUUUAUUGAUGUGUAAUGUCUUGUAUAAAAGGUUAUAUCUUGAGAACUGGAGCCAAUAGCACCAUUUAUGGUUGCUGAUUUUUAUUGAUAAGAACAUAAUCCAUUAUAAGAAUUGACUUCAUUUGCAAAUGAACUGUGAGAGUUUUUCAUUAUAUUUGAACGUAUCUGGAGAUGGCUUUUCUAUUAUGUAUCAGGUUAAUAGACUACAGUUUGGACCAGAUUUAAAAUUCAUAACCUUGUGAACAGUAGUUUAACAUAUUUAGUUCACUGAGAUCUUGUCUCAUAGACAGGGACCUCAGUAUUGCAAAAUAUGAAGAGUACCUGGAAGAAUUAUAAAUGUGUUUCAUGUGGUAAAACACUCAUGAUAUAAUGGAAGAAAAAUUGUCUAAAAGUCAGAUUUGUGAUGAAAUACAAUCUAAUAAUAGUCAACCACAGGUAGAUAUAUUGAAAAAAUCCUACACUUGUGACAUUUGUGGAAAGACAUUCUCUGGGAAUCAUGUUUUCAUUUCUCACAAGUGUAAGCAAUCAGGUGAUAAACCAUACCUUUGUGAUAGCUGUGGUAAAAGAUUCUCAUACAGGUGUGAAUUUAUUUCACAUAUACGCAUGCACACAGGUGAAAAACCAUUCUGCUGUGACACCUGUGGUAGAACAUUUACACACAAGAGUACAUUAACUAAUCAUAAACGUAUUCAUCCUGAUGAGAAACCAUACCACUGUGAUAUUUGUGGUAAAGCAUUCUCUGAAAGUGAAACACUAACUCGUCAUAUUCGUGUUCAUGCAGGUGAGAAACCAUACCAAUGUGAUAUCUGUAGCAAAGCAUUCUCACAUAAAUGUAAAUUAAUAUACCAUAUGCGUAUUCACACAGGUGAAAAACCAUUUCACUGUGAUACCUGUGGUAAAACAUUCUCUCAAAAGGGUAAAUUAAUUAAUCAUAAACGUAUUCACACUGGUGAGAAGCCAUACCAUUGUGAUAUUUGUGGUAAAACAUUUUCUGAAAGGGGAACACUAACUGGUCAUAUACGUAUUCAUACUGGUGAAAAACCAUUCCACUGUGAUAUUUGUGGUAAAUCAUUUACACACAAUGUUCAUUUGACUCAUCACAAAAGCAGCCAUUCUGCUGAGAAACCUUAUCUUUGUGACACCUGUGGCAAAUCAUUCUCACACAGAAGCACUUUUAGUUCUCAUAAACGUAUUCAUACAGGUGAGAAACCAUACCAUUGUGAUAUCUGUGGAAGAGCCUUUACUCACACUGGAGCACGAUCUCUACAUAAACGUAUUCAUACUGGUGAAAAACCAUUCCAUUGUGAUAUCUGUGGAACAGCAUUUUCUCGGAAUGCCAUGCUGAUCCAGCACAAGCGUACUCACACAGGUGAGAAACCAUAUUCUUGUGAUAUCUGUGGCAAAACAUUUACUAGGAGUGCACAUGUCACUUACCAUAAACAGAGUCACACUGAUGAGAAACCACAUCAUUGUGAAAUCUGUGGUGAAACAUUCCCUGAAACUGGAAUAUUAAGCCAUUAUAAAAGUGUUCACCCAGGUGAGAAUCCAUUUCACUGUGAUACCUGUGGUAAAACAUUCUCAGACGAGUAUAGCUUAACUUGUCAUAAACCUAUUCACACUAAUAUAAAAGUUGAUGCUAAGCAUAGUCCUAAAGAUGAGAAACCAUAUCAUUGUGAUGCUUGUGGUCAAACAUUCAAACAGAGUUCUGCAUUAACAUCUCAUGUACGUACACAUACAGGUGAGAAACCAUACCCCUGUGAUAUCUGUGGUAAAUCAUUUGCACGGAAAGGUGGAUUAUCAGCUCAUAAACGUAUUCACACUGGUGAGAAACCAUAUCACUGUGAUAUUUGUGGUAAAACAUUCUCACACAAAAGUAAUCUAACUGUCCACCAGCUCAUUCAUAUAAGUUAGGGACUUAUAUCAUUGUGAUAUCUGUGGUGAAAUAUGUUCUUGUAAUACUCAUUUAACUUGAUACAAACUUUGUGAAAGAUCAUGUCAUUGUGGAAUCUAGAGAAAAACAUUCAGUGCUGGAAAACAUUAGUUCAUCAUAAAUGUAUUCACAGAGUUGACAAAAAAUUAUGUAGCAGCGAUUUCUCAAGUUGGACAAUCUUACAAAAGACUAAUUGCAGCAAAAAUACAGCAACUGGUUCACUCACAUGGGAAUGAAUGUACUCUGUCGAAUACCAGAAAUUGAUCAUAAUUAUCAAAUUGUUAUAUGAUAGCUGUCUAAUAUCUCCUUACAUCUUUCACCAGCCUCUCAAAAUCAUCAUUGUCAUCACCAAACUCAUUAUGUGUCAGUCUGACUUCAAAAAAUGUCAUAAGUUACUUUACAUAAAAGAAAAUCAAAGAUUUUGUCAUAUUCAUGUAUUGCAAAUGAUACAAAGAUCAAGUUCUAUACUUUGAUUUUCAUGCCCCCAGUUAAGAGUCCCUACUCUAUUGCCUCAAUGCUGAAGUAGCUUUACAGUUCAUCAUAGUCAUCAUCAUCGUUUAAUGUCCACCGUCCAUACUAGUAUGGGUGGGACAAAUUAAUGAGGAAUAAGUAGCUAAGCCCAUCAUGUUGUUGAGCACUUGUGAAAACUAUAAAAAAUGUCGUAAAUCAAAUUUGUUAACUGUAUAUAAAAGUAUAUAUUUAGUCUGUUCUAAAAUAAUGUGUUGACUGUAUAGAGAUCAUGUAAGUUUUACCAUGAUAAAAUGAUUCUUGCUCUAGGCAUAUAAUUUAGGCAUUGGAAUAUUAAAAUAAAUAUAUCUAGAGAGCAUACAUUAUCCAUAGAACACCGUAAUUCAACCAAAUCAAAACUGUGAUCCUGCUGUUUUCAAACUUCUGUGAUCUUUUUAGGUUUUUAACUUUAACAUUAUUUACAUUUGACAGAUAUUUGUCCUCAUCUUGUUUGUUAUUAACACAACAUUUUGGCUGGGCAUAUGGCAUUGUGAUUAAGAGCGCGGGCUACUAACCCCAAGAUUCCGAGUUUGAUUCCAGACUGUGACUUGAAUAAUAAUAAUAAUAAUAAUAACAUUGAAAAAUACCUUAGGAAUGAGAACCCAGGUUCGAAAUUUCCUAAGACUCCUGAUGAAGGCUGGAGGGUAUAUCAGCCAAAACGUUGUAUUAACAACAAACAAGAUGAGAACAAAUAUCCGUGAAAUGUAAAUAAUGUACAUAAUUCCUCUUCUCUUAAAUAUAGAACAGUUUUAACUUUAACUUUUAUACAACUGAAGACUAUAGGCUUUUAUAAGAAUGUAGACUUUUAUAGAAAGAAUUAAUUACUCAUUUACAUAAUAUUCAUUAUUGACUUAAAUAUAAUGACAUUGAAGUGACGUCAGACCACCAGUAUAUGUCAUAAAAAUGUGAAAAUGUGAUUUCACAUUUUGUAGCCAGGGGUAGGAUGAGUUAAAUCACUUAACAGUCCUUUGUCACUUGGCAUACAUCACAACAGAUUUAACCAGCCAUAUCUGUUGUAUAUGUUUUCAUUCAUUUAUCUUCAUUGUAUUUAAGGCAGGGUUUCUUUUCUAUCGGCAACUACUUGACAUUAUAAACUGGCUGCUCUUGCAAAGUUUGCCACAACACUAAUCAGUCCUCUCUGUUUUCAUCCAGUUAUUUCUCCCCUAAGCAGGUUACUAGUAUGAAUGAUGCUGGCAUCAUUCAUUUGUUCCUGUGAGAAAAACCUUGUCACUGUUGCAAGGAGGCACUAUAAGACAUAUGAUUUCUAUGGCAGGAAUGAAGCAUAAUAAAGCUAGAUUUUGGAGAGAGAAAAUUCCUUUGACAGUGAUGUGCAACAGUUUAAUUGAUAGCAAUAAGAACAUGAUAUUAUGGUGAAAUAAUACUCAUAUUUCUUCAGAGAAAAUCAUAAAACACAGCUGCUUCCUAACAUUUUUGAAAUUUGUUUUUGUAAAUUUUGUUGCAAAAUCUCCCGCAAUGCAGAAAUUAAGCUGAAUGCAAACAACUUGUAUAUGUUGAUAUAACCAUUAACUUGGUUAAAUUUUGUAGUUAUAUUGAUUUGGUAACUUCAUUGUCAUCAUUACUCCAUUUCUGCAGAAAUAAACAUGUAUUUUGAAGUUGAGGCAGUUGAUAUCUCACACUUGGAA